UAGCAUGUCAAGUGUACUCCAAGUGCAGUGAGCAGUGUUUAGAGACCACCUUAGCAUCCUGACACCACAGGUUGCUGGUAAAAAAGAACCUUGUACAGGUAAGAGGUUAUUUUGCUUUGUAAUGCUGUCACCUUUGUAGACAAUACCUUUUACCUGCUGCCUGUUAUCUCGUGCAGCACAAAGGGGACCAUAGGUCAGCUUUAUGUGGUUAAUCAUUACUGAUCAAGGAGAACCUUUCAAAGGCCACAGCUGGAUUUCCAGCCGACCAACAGCCACCAUGGACCUGCGUCUCUCUGCUCGUGUCCUGCUGGUACUUUGUGUGACAUGGAGCGUAAAUGGAGGGAACAUUUUGGUGUGGUACACUGAAGCCAGCCACUGGAUUAACAUGAAGCCUGUGCUGAACACGCUGAUCGACAGAGGACACCAGGUGACUGUCCUGGUCCCAAGCUCAUCCUUAUUCAUGAACACCAGUGAACCCUCACGUUUUCGCUACGAACCCUUCAACGUCGAUGUUUCAUCCAAGGACACGGAGGAAAGGAUGAACAACUUCCUUGAAUUCUCCAUGUACGAGAUGGAUCAUAUGAGCUACCUGCAGAUUUACAUUCGAGUAGCAGAGUUAAUGAGGGAUCAGAUGCAGUUUAUUUUAAAGGUAUCAGACGGUGUGCUGAAAUCAGAAACCCUCAUGAAGAAGCUGAAGGAGGGAAAUUAUGACCUCCUCCUGUCUGACCCCAUUUACCCCGGCAGUGACUUGGUAGCAGACAUUUUGGGCAUCCCCCUUGUCUACUCCUUCCAAAUUUCAGCAGCCAACAACUGGGAGAGGCUGUGUGGUCAGGUCCCUGCUCCACCUUCCUUUGUGCCCGCCGCUAUGAGCAAACUUACAGACAGGAUGAACUUCUUAGAGAGACUGUGGAACGUUCUCUUCAUCGCUCUGCAGGACGUCGUGACUGAACAUGUCCUAUGGAAACAAGCAGAUAAAUAUUACUCUGAAGUCAAAGGAACACCCACCAGUGCCUGUGAGAUGAUGGGUAGAGCAGACAUCUGGUUAGUGCGAACCUACUGGGAUUUUGAUUUCCCUCGUCCUUUCCUCCCCAACUUCAAAUAUGUUGGUGGGAUCCACUGCAGACCUGCUAAACCUUUACCAAAGAAAAUGGAAGAAUUUGUGCAGAGUUCUGGAGACGCUGGCAUCGUGGUCUUCACUUUAGGAUCCAUGAUCAAGAACAUCACCACAGAGAAGGCAAACAUGAUCGCCUCAGGCCUCGCUCAGAUCCCACAAAAGGUGCUGUGGAGAUACAGUGGAGAAAAACCAAAGACUCUGGGCCCCAACACCAAGCUAUAUGACUGGAUCCCUCAGAACGACCUGCUGGGUCACCCUAAAACCAGAGCUUUCAUCACUCAUGGUGGCACAAAUGGGAUUUACGAGGCCAUCUACCACGGUGUUCCUAUGGUGGGCAUCCCCCUGUUUGGUGACCAGCCGGACAACUUGGUCCACAUGAAGGCUAAAGGAGCUGCAGUUACCGUGGACUUGAACUUCAUGAAGAGCGAGGACCUUAGAGAUGCCAUCAACACUGUCAUCAACGACAAAUCGUACAAGGAAAAUGCUCUGCGACUGUCCAGGAUCCACCACGACAGACCCAUGAGUGCUCUGGACGAGUCAGUAUUCUGGAUUGAGUUCACCAUGAGACACAAAGGGGCAAAGCAUUUGAGGGUCCAGGCCCACGAGCUCACCUGGUACCAGUACCACAGCCUGGAUGUCAUAGCCUUCUUCCUCGCCAUAGAUCUGCUCCUAAUAUUCCUCUUCGUCAAGACCUGCAGCUUCUGCUUCCGGAGGUGCUGUGGCAGGAAGGACGCGACAAAGAGAAAGGCUGAGUGAUGGACUGAACACGAGCGUGAUGGACAAAGAACUGAUGUGUGAACAAACUGAUUGUAUGUUGGUCUCAUGCUUGUAACAGAACCUGGAUUUGAAAAGUUGCUGCCACCUUAAAACUUGCUUUUAAAUACGC
This is a messenger RNA of Stegastes partitus (bicolor damselfish), 2000 nucleotides long. RefSeq names its product UDP-glucuronosyltransferase 2C1-like. The coding region runs from base 203 to 1870 and encodes 555 amino acids. The record is from RefSeq and is a predicted model, not a curated record. Lineage: Eukaryota; Metazoa; Chordata; Actinopteri; Pomacentridae. Gene Ontology annotation, molecular function: glucuronosyltransferase activity. The transcript has 6 exons.